AGUCACACAUAAAAGUACCAUCGGGCACCGUCGAAUUGAAGACGGGUGGACGCCAUUAAAUUUCAUUAAAAAUACAAGAAAAAAUAAAAUAGAAACGAAACGACAAAACACUCUUAUGAUGUGUGCUUGUAGUUAUCAUUUGCGAAUAUUUGAACGAAACUAGUUUCUUUCUGCAACUCGAGUAAUAUUUUAAUUUGAAAGUGGAAAAUAAUAAAAACCAAGUAGCAAGGUAUAAUCAAACACAGAGCUUGUAGUAAUACUGCUUGCUUAUUAAAAUGGCAGACCUAGACACCGCAGUUGACUACAAUUUGGUUAAUUUUUGUGAAUCUGCUGAUGAUCGAAAUGACAAUAUGAUAGACGAACUUGAAAACUAUCAGCAACAGCAACAAACAGAAGACAACGAUGAAAUGAUCCCACUUAAUGCAUCAUCAUUUCGGUGGAAACGUGUUGUUAAUCCUACAGGACCACAACCGAGACCACGUCAUGGUCACAGAGCAAUAAGUAUAAAAGAACUUAUGGUUGUAUUCGGUGGCGGCAAUGAGGGUAUCGUUGAUGAACUACAUGUAUAUAAUACGAUAAGCAAUCAAUGGUUUGUGCCAGUUAUGAAGGGUGAAGUUCCACCCGGCUGUGCAGCAUAUGGGUUUGUUGUCGAAGGCACACGAAUGUUUGUAUUUGGGGGAAUGAUUGAGUAUGGAAAAUACUCAAACGAGCUCUAUGAACUUCAAGCUACAAAAUGGGAAUGGCGUAAAAUGGCACCUGAAAUGCCAGAUAAUGGGCUUCCACCCUGUCCGCGAUUGGGCCAUAGUUUUACCAUGGUAGGCGAUCGAAUAUAUCUAUUUGGCGGUCUAGCUAAUGAAAGUGAUGAUCCCAAAAACAACAUUCCAAAAUACCUGAAUGAUUUAUAUAUUUUGGAAACGAAAGGAAACUAUUCGUCAAAUGGUAAAUGGUUGAUUCCAAAAACGUAUGGUGAAAGUCCUCCACCACGAGAAUCUCAUACAGGUGUAGCUUAUACAUGUAAAACUACUCGACAAUUGAACCUAUUGGUUUAUGGUGGAAUGAGUGGAUGUCGACUGGGAGACUUGUGGCUGCUCGAUAUAGAAUCGAUGACAUGGACUAAGCCUAUAACAAAAGGAAGAGCUCCUUUACCUAGAUCUCUGCACAGUGCUACAAUGGUGGGCAAUAAAAUGUAUGUGUUCGGUGGCUGGGUACCUCUGGUAGUUAAUGACUCAAAAUCUGCAACCGAACGUGAAUGGAAAUGCACAAAUACUUUGGCAGUGCUUGACUUAGAUUCUAUGAACUGGGAAGAUAUAACGUUAGAUACAGUUGAGGAACAUGUCCCCCGUGCAAGGGCAGGACAUUGUGCUGUGGGUAUUCAAAGUCGUCUAUAUGUUUGGUCGGGUAGAGACGGGUAUCGUAAAGCUUGGAACAACCAGGUCAGGGUUUGUUGUAAAGACUUGUGGUAUUUAGAAGUUUGCAAGCCACUUUAUGCUGUAAAAGUUGCCUUGGUUCGUGCCUCUACACAUUCAUUAGAACUAUGUUGGACGGCUACUACAUUUGCCAGUGCCUAUGAAUUACAAACUCAAAAAAUCGAGCCGAUAGCACCGCCUAGUAAAUCAACAACUCCAGCAGUAACAAUUAUGACACAAACUAUUCAACAGCCUAGUAGUUGCAACACUACUUCAAAUGGAAAUGGUAUUAAGCAAGUGCACCUCAUACGACAAGGAAAUAGUCAGCAUUUCCAACAACAAAUAAAUCCAAUAUUAGCCACUUCGCAGCAGCCGCAACAAACGCAGCAGCCACAGAUACAAAAUCAAGCACAAGUUCAACAAAUGCCAUUGCCGCAAACUCAAACAGUAAGCAUACGACAGCAAGUUACGAAUGUAACACAACCCCAAACACAAAUCAUAUCACAACCUCAACCAAUUCAGCAACAACAACAGCAACAACAACAACAGCAACAACAACAGCAACAACAACAGCAGCAACAACAACAGCAAUUAAGUCCAGUUGUGACUAUUUCCCCCCAAUGUACGGUCUCAGCUGGUGUAUCUAUGACGACGUCGAUAGUUGUGGCCUCUCCAGCAGUCUCGUCUACAGCAAAAAUUAUAACACCACCAAACACGCCAACAAAUUCAAUUCAAACAAUCGUCUCAGCACCAAUCACAGGCACCGUACAGGGCGGGACUGUGUUGCAAAAGUUUCGACCAGCUACUGUUCUCUCUAGGACAGCAAAUACCAAUUCAUCUGGUGGAACUGGUUUACGUGUUGUUUCCGGUAAUCCACCUGUACGUAUACUAUCAGGUGGUCAAGCAGUUCGAAUUGCAACAACUCAGGGCUCAUCAACCACUAUUUUGAAAACAUCAACAGGUCAGACUGUAGGUGCACCAACUUCCAUUGCGACAGCGACUACGAUAGGUGGCAAGCAGUACUUUAUACAAAAACCAUUAUCACUUGGCCAGAAUGUACAGUUUCAAUUAAUCAAAACAAGCACGGGUGUAGCAGUGCAGACGUUACCCAAAGUAAACGUAUUGAAGAACAUACCUGGUGGCACGGCUGGUCAAAACCAAGUACAAACUGUUCAAACAUCGCAGACAACGACACUUGCAAAGCCCACAGUUGUAACAGGUAACCUAGUUAAACUGGUAUCGCCGGGGGGCAAAAUCGUUAUGAAAAAUCCAAUAGUGCCAAUUGGUAAAGUAGGCGGUAAUGUAACUGGAAAACCAGCAUUUGUAAUAACAAACAAACAGGGUCAACAACUUAGACCCAAUCAACAGAUAAUAAUUGUAACAACUGGUUCGGCAAUUCGUACAGUAAACACAGGAGUAGUCACAUCAGCAGGUGGUAAUAUAGUUUCCAUUGUUGGUUCACAGUCUAAUUCGAUAACAUCGAGUGGUACAGGGGCUGUAGCAGGCACAGGAACUACAAACACGGGCCCUGGAAGCCAAUCUGGUGGUAUGAAAAUGUUGCGCGGUGUAACAAGUGCAACUGGUCGUCCAAUUACACUUACUCUUCCAACAAAUAUGAAUCAAGCUAAACAAACACAAGGGGGGCAAAUUGUACAGCAGUUUCCCCAAAAGACAAUAACACUGGGUGGAAAAGCAGUUACUGUGCAAAUGUCAAAUAACUCAGCGGGUGUACCCAAAACAGUUACAAUUGUAUCAUCCGCAAAUGCUGUUUCUGGUGCUGGCACUGUAACUCUUACAACGGGAGCUCAAGGUAAACUCGUUAUGAUGCCGAACAAGAAGAAUUUUGUAUUCGGACCAAAUGCAGGUGCUGCAGGUGCAAUCGGAAUCCACAAGUCGGCAAUUCAGAACAUUCAACAACAAACUAUUGUAUCGCAGCAAAAAGUUAUUACGCAUGAAAACAAUGAAACAACAAACAUACCCAAUACAGUCUAUACAAGCGAUAAUGCUUUUAUUGAAGGUGACCCCAUCGAUGAUAUUAUUGAACAACUAGAUGGAGCUUUUGAUAACCUUGCUGGUGACCUUAAUGAAGAUAUAACAUCUGAAUCGGAAUGUGCAGGAAGCAAUGUUCUUGAACGGAACAUCCUGCACAAAGUGAAACAUUCAAUAAGUUUCAAACAUAAGCACACGAGCAGUAGUGGCAUUAAACCAAAGUAUUUUAAACUUGGAUUGUUUGGUGGAAUAGGUGGGAAUGGAGAUUGUGCUGUUGCAGGAACGGUUAGCCAAAACGAUGCUGAAGCGGAGAGCACGAGUGGCGAGCAACAAACUGAAAUACAACUUAACCGACAAAUAUGCUCCGACGAAAACAACCAACCUGUUUCUAGUUCAUCGAUAUCUGAUUCAGGAGAAGCUGUUACCGAUGCAAUGGACUUUCAGCAGCCAACAAGUACAACUGAUGCAGAUGCGGAUAUAGGAAACCAAGAAAAUCUAGUACAGUCUUCAGUUAUUGGUGGUGGUUGUGUUAGUGGUGGCGGUGGUGACGAACCAACUCCUGAUACAACAGAGCGUUCGAAUACUUCUAGUUUAGAAUUGCAAAGUCCGGCGAAAGAAAUCAACAAUCAAAAUAACGAAGCCAUUGCUGCUGAUAUAUUCAACUCCAUCGACGAUAAUUGUUUGCAAACUAUCUCCUCACCCAAUAAGGCUGCGGAAAAUAGCUCAAUAUUUGCGGCAACACCAACAGCAUCUGAAACUGAAGCUGCAAAUAUUUUGACGACGAUAAAAAGCGGUGAAAUGUUACAAAAAAGUCCGGUCAAUCAAUGCCCCGAAGAAUCCAUGCAUGUAGAUCUUCAGAACAAAGAUGUAGUUAAUUCGGAUGGUGAUUCUCCACAAACUUCACUCAAUGGGCGCCUUGAUGCUCUUGCUUCUGCAGCAGUCUUACAAGCUGUUAUGCAAGCGAAUACACUUCGACAAAGGGAUACUUUUCAAGUAUUUGGCAGCCCUACUGCUACUGGAGGAGCUACACAGCAAGAAAGUGGAGUUAUGGAUAUAAUUAAUUUUGCAUGCCAAGCACAAGUGGAAUCACAGCAAAACGUACAACAGGAACAACAACAUCAGCAACAACAACAACAACAGCAGCAGCAACAACAACAACAGCCUUUUAUUGGAAGUUCUUCACAUUCAAGUAAAAAAGGAACUGAAUUGGCGUCGACAACAUCAAAUAUUACACAAAAUUCAAUGAGUAGUAGUGACAUGUCUAUAGUAGCUGACAAACAAAUUUCGAUCAUAACACCCACUACAAACUCCAACACAAGUAAUACAGUACAAUCCAACAUUCGGUUAGGUACAUCAUCGACAACAGGUUCCACAACUAAUCAGGGAAACCGUCGAAAUCAAAAAAACAAGACUCAAAGUUCUGCACUGAAAGGGGCAAGCGAAAAUAUCGAGCCUGUUCGAAGCGAUCCAAAUUCUAAAUGGCACACAGUCGGUAUCUUUAAAAAUCUAUCUCACACUGUAACGAGCUAUAUUGAUAAUAGUCAUUGGAAUGAUACAAUGUUUGAUAAUUACGAUUCGGAUAACCUGCCUGAUCUUUCUGAAUAUCCUAGAAUAAACCUGGAGCCGGGUACAGGGUAUCGUUUUCGCUUAGCAGCUAUUAACACUUGUGGCCGAGGAGAAUGGGGAGAGGUUUCCAGUUUUAAAACAUGUUUACCCGGCUUUCCAGGUGCACCUUCUGCAAUUAAAAUUUCAAAAUCCCCAGAAGGAGCACAUCUUACGUGGGAACCGCCACCGUCACAAAAUACUGGUGAAAUAAUAGAGUACUCCGUGUAUUUAGCAGUCAAAUCCACACCCAAAGACAAAAUGCCUCCUCCACAAUUAGUGUUUGUGCGUGUAUAUGUAGGCGCAACAAACCAGUGUACUGUUGCUAAUAACUCAUUAGCAACAGCUCAUGUAGAUUGCUCCAAUAAACCAGCUAUUAUCUUCCGUAUUGCUGCUCGAAAUGAGAAGGGCUAUGGUCCAGCAACGCAAGUUAGGUGGCUCCAAGAUCCCGUUUCCUCCAAACAAACAUCAUCUUCACCUAUGUCCCCAGCCUUGAAACGUAAUCAAGAAAAAGUUUCAGGAUCUCCAGUGUCUAAUAAACGUCCACGGGGAUCCACAACAAACGUUAAAGUCAUGCCAAAUUCACCAAGCACCGAAUAGUUAAUAAGAAUGUUCAGCUGCUCGUAAUUCAGUACUUCUAUAAGUUAUUUUUAACUGUCUUGUUGCGAUACGAGGUUUUCCUUAUUAACUUUACAAAAGAGUUUUACUGGACUUAGAUUAAUUCUAAGUGAUAUAAAAUGUGUUGUUUAUAUUUGUUUUAAUUUGAAAUCGAACGGACGUUGUUUUUAUUUUGUAAGGAAUUUGUUAUUUUUUUUUGGUGAUUUUGUGCGCAUUUUGUAUGCAAUUAAAACGAAAAGUUUUCUUUUUAACUGUAUUUUUGCAGCCAAUACGUAUUUUAAGUAUAAACAAUUAUUUCUUUGGUGAACAAAUCAAUAUAUAAUAUGUAUUUAUUUAUCAACCCUGAAAGUCAAAAAUAAUUUUUUUUCUUUUAGUGUUAAUUAAAACUAGAAUUUAUAUUUCAUUUUUAUAAUUUUACUAAUUCUGCUAAUUCCACUGAGAUCAUUGAAUAUCUAAAUAAUUAAUUUUAAGUUCAACGAAACUGUUUUGUGAAGUUAAGAAACAAAUGGAAGUUUUGUUUUUCUUUUUCAAACGAGGUAUUCGCGUAAACAAAACUCAAAAAGUGUUAAGUUUGCAAUAAUUAUAAGUUUUGUAUUCUCAAUCUUAAAAUUAUAAGAAAAGAAAAAAAUAUACGUACAUACGAACCAGUACAGAUAUUUUCUUAAAUUAAGUAAAUUUUUUUCAUUGUAGGCAUUUCUUUUAAAAUGUUAGGAAAAUGGGAGAAAUAACGAAUCAUGUAAAACUUAAAUUUUAAAUCAUUACAAAAAUCAAUUUUAAAUAUUCUUAUAUAGUUUUAAUUAAGCCAAUAACGAUGUAUUGCAUAUUAAAUUGUAUAUGAAAAAGUAGUAAAUAAAAUCAAAUAAGCGAAAAGUUAUAAGGUA
This is a messenger RNA of Eupeodes corollae, 6496 nucleotides long. It is a transcript of the gene Hcf, whose product is annotated as host cell factor. The record is from RefSeq and is a predicted model, not a curated record. Gene Ontology annotation, biological process: chromatin remodeling; regulation of DNA-templated transcription. Gene Ontology annotation, molecular function: transcription coactivator activity; protein binding. The transcript is spliced from 15 exons. Lineage: Eukaryota; Metazoa; Arthropoda; Insecta; Diptera; Syrphidae. Gene Ontology annotation, cellular component: histone methyltransferase complex. The coding region runs from base 276 to 5597 and encodes 1773 amino acids.